AAACCCUGUUAACUCUAUCCAAAUCCAUUGCACCAAAAGAAAAAAUUCAUUUUUUUGAUAAGUCAAUCACCAUUUGAAAGCUACCCUUUUUUUUAUUUUUUUUAUUUUUUUCUUAUUUGAAAGCUAACGUUUAGUUACCGAGGAUGCUUCGUUGGAGAUUAGGCCCUAAUCAAACGCUUUGUUUUCUUCUUCAUUAAGAAUCUGUCCCUGUAGAUCUAUGCAAUAUAUAUAAGGAUCAAACUGUUAGAUUACCGUUGAAACGGAAAAAAUGCCUACUCGCUGUGAGAUCUGCUGCGAAAUCCUUAUUGCAAUCUUGCUUCCUCCUUUGGGCGUUUGCUUCAGGCAUGGCUGUUGCAGCGUUGAGUUUUGUAUUUGUUUGUUGCUGACUAUCCUAGGUUAUGUCCCUGGAAUAAUCUAUGCUCUGUACGCCAUCGUUUUCGUUGAUCGUGAUGAAUACUUCGAUGAGUCUAGGCGUCCUCUCUAUUCAUCAUACUAGUAAAUCAGUACCUUCUUGUUCUUACUCUUUAAGCUGUAACGUCUGAAUUUAUAUCUGGUGUUUAAACUCUUCUUAAUAAGAUCAAAUUUUAUGCUUAAUUUGCUUGACAA
This is a messenger RNA of Hevea brasiliensis (rubber tree), 606 nucleotides long. RefSeq names its product UPF0057 membrane protein At4g30660. Gene Ontology annotation, cellular component: membrane. The coding region runs from base 269 to 496 and encodes 75 amino acids. The transcript has 2 exons. NCBI's taxonomy places the organism in Eukaryota, Viridiplantae, Streptophyta, Magnoliopsida, Malpighiales, Euphorbiaceae. The record is from RefSeq and is a predicted model, not a curated record.